Messenger RNA from Brenthis ino (lesser marbled fritillary), 3384 nucleotides. Lineage: Eukaryota; Metazoa; Arthropoda; Insecta; Lepidoptera; Nymphalidae. The record is from the annotation of a GenBank genome assembly.
AUGGAAUUUAAUAGUACUGGUGGGAUGAAAAGUCCCUUUUCUCCUCGUGUCAGACAAUCUAUUACAGGGCGAAGACCUAUAGGAUUAACAUCUGCGAAAAAGAAUCAAAGUAAGUUCAUGCAGACAACUGAUCAGCAGUCGGGAGAUAUAAUUUAUAAAACUCCUAUGCUUACUAUUGAAACUUAUGGCAUGCCACUACCAGUUAUGGUUACAGAAACACUCACAUUUGCUAGUGGAGAUGUAAGUGUGCGCAUGUCGCCUUGUGGAUGGUGCUGGGUAGUUGCUGGACGAAGAGUGUUAGCAUGGCCAAGGGAAGCAGCAUCGUCACCUGCUGCUCCAACUGCUGCUAGGGAAUUGACUUUACCGCAGACUGACUUGGCACAUAAGGCAGAUUUAGUUAUGCUCUUUUAUGAAGAAGGAGCACAGAUGCCAUCUUGCAUUGGUGUUUCACCAGAGGGUGUAGUGAGAUACUGGUCAUCUGUAGGUACUGAAGGUGCAUACUCCGAUGUUUCAUGUGAAUUAGCAGGGCAAGAGUGUGAUAGACUUACUGAAACUAAGGAAGGAUUAUUGCUGGCCACAACUACAUGCACACUUGUUAAGAUUACUACAAGUAAUGAGGGAAGACCCACUGUUGUUUGUCAAACACUACGUCCUCCUAGUGGUUGGCUUGGAGGUAUUGGCCGACGUGUUUCUCUACUCUUCUUUGGUUCUAUGCCUGCUCAUGCAGAUACUAAAUUAGUUGGUGUAGUGGUGCUACCGGGUACAACUAACCCUGAAAAUCCAGAGGAAGAGGAAGAGGAAUGUAUAGCGCUGGUGGCUGGAGGUCCCCUGCUUCAGCUUUGGUGUGGUGCUGAAGUACAUGAGCAUCAUUUACGCCGACCACUCUCUGAGGCCUUUGCAAGAGCUCAUUUGGCUCCACAGGGAGACUUGAACAGCCUUGAGAUGAUGGCGUUGGACGUGCACGCGCACGGACCGCGCUCCCUGCUGCUGCUUGUGGCUGCUGUCAACGUGGCGCGUUCCCCGGAGAUGCGAUAUGCAAUUGCGCAUAUCAGUGUGGAGGGUGGCGGGGCGCGCGUGGUGUCCCUGUGCGCGCUGCGAGUGCCGCGCGACGACGAAGCGCCGCGUUGUCUGCCGCUACCGACGCGCCCUCUGCUGUACACUUCCUCCUACGUGGCAACUGUUUUACCGUCGAGCGACAAGUGCGAGUACGUGGACGUGUCGGGCGAGGAGGACCGCGUGCUGGGCGCGGCGCAGUGCGCGGGGGUGGCGCUGUUGUUCAGCCGCAAGCACGGCGUGCUGCGCCUGCGCAUGGCCGACGUCGACGCGGACCUGCAUCACGCACCUUCAAUAUGCGAUAGUCCAAUGGGAUCGCCGUGUCCCUCCGAUAUGUACGACGGCAACCUUUCUCUAUAUGAAAUAGAUCCGCAUGAGGUGAGCGCAAUGAGCACAGACGCGGUCGGCAAAUUGAAGAGCGCUUUCCUGUUCCACGUGCGCGGCGCGGGCGCAGCGGCCGCGCGCCUCGCCGCCGAGCUGUUCCCGCCGCCCGCCGCGCCGCCCGCGCGCGACGCGCCGCUCGACCGCACCGUGCUCGCCGUCGCCGCCGACAUGCUGGACGACGUGCCCGCGGGGGACCCCAGAUGGAAGAUACGCAGCGGUGCGGCGACACGCGUGGCACUUGGCAGCUCUGCCGCGUUACAGACGGCUGCGCAACUGCGCGACAAACAACGCGCCUUCGCGUUGUUCCUAGAGUUCCUGCGCGCGCACGGGCUGUGGCGGCGACUGGGUUGUGUGAGCGUGGGGGAGGAUGGGGAUGUGGGGGAGGUCGGGGAGGUCGGUGAGGUCAUCAGUACGCAGUGGGCGCUGUGCGGGCUGGCGGAGCGGUUAGCAGCGGCGCGCGGGCUACAGCGGUUACACGCUGCCGGUGCGCCGCUGUUGGACGCCGCGUUGCACGCCGCCGCCGACGCUGAGCGUGAUGAUGCUGAGGAGGAGGUGGUGGAGGCGCUGCGCAACGGGUCACUGUCGCCAGCAGACGUGUGCUUCCGGCGCGUGACGCGUGCCACGCGCCUGCUGCGUGCGCUGGCCACGCUGCCGUCGCCGCCGGCGGCGCACGACGCUCGUGCCGCGGCGCUGCAUGCGCUACACGCCUGUUCUGCGCUCACCACGGUGGUAACGGAGAUGCACAAGUGCCGCGCGCAGUGGGCGCAGUGGGCGGGCGGCGCGCCGCGGCCGGCGCCGGCGCUGGGCCCGCGCGCCACGCUCUCCGCGCUCGCGCAGGCGCACAAGCGCGCCGUCUCUCAAUGCGCGCGUCGCUGCGAGGACGCGGCGCUGCGCGCGCAGCUGCUGGAGGGCGCGGCGGCGCUGGCCGACCUGCUGCUGGCCGACGCGCAGGCGCUGCCCGCCGCGCGCUACGACGACCUGCGCGCUGACAUUAUACGCCCAUACAUCGAGGAAGGCCAAAUAGAACGGGCGGCUGUGUUGGCGGAGAAGUUCAAAGAUUUUGAUCUGUUGAUAGAAAUGUGCGUACAGCGCAAUGACAUAGAGCGUCUCUAUGGAUACAUUGACAAAUAUUCUGAUGAGGGUAUAGCGGAGAAAGCGUACGCGUGGCUAGCGUCGCGCGGGCACUCGGCGCUGCUGCUGCGGCGGGUGGCGGCGCGCGGCGGGGCGCGGGCGGCGGCGUGGCUGGCGGCGGCGCCGGCGCGGCGCGGCCUGCGCGCGCUGCACCACCUGGCGGCGGGCCCGCACGCGCUCGCCGCGCGCCUCUACGCCGAGCUGGCGGUGGACGCUGACACUGUUGAUAGGGUCACGACAUUCGCAUCAAUCGCAAAGCUGUGCAUGGUGGCGUGCGAGGGCGAGGCGGGCGGCGCGGGGGAGGUGGGGGAGGCAUGGCGCGCGGCCGAGGCGCGGCUGGCGCUGGCGGAGCAGCAGCAGGCGCUGCCGCGCGCCGUCGCGCUGCAGCACGGCCUCGACGCGCCCGGCGCCAGGCUCGCGCACCCUGAGGAACUCGUGCAGAUGUACAUAGACUCCGAUAGUCCUUCUCUCACCGAGUAUGACUACAAGAAAGCGCUAGAUCUCACUGAUUUUGUGCCGGACAUGGAGAGAAGGGACGAACUUAGAUUACGAGUGUGGUGCGCGUGCAUACGACGCGAUGACUGGUCGCAGGCGCGCAUGGACGCGCCCGCCGACGCGCUGCGCGACAUCAUGUUCUUCCGUCUCAUAGACCUUGUGCAUCUCAUGGGUGGUGAUGUAGAAUUACUGCUGCCGCCGUUAGACGACAUUUUGACGGCGCGCGAACUUGCCGACCUAGUGUCCGAUACGCGCUUCCGCUUCCUGCUGAAGUAUGGCUACCAGUGUGUGCUCUCGCACAACGACGACGUUGACGACCAG